Molecule: messenger RNA, 207 nt
Organism: Puccinia triticina
Lineage: Eukaryota; Fungi; Basidiomycota; Pucciniomycetes; Pucciniales; Pucciniaceae
Exons: 2
Coding region: 1-207 (68 amino acids)
Source: RefSeq, a predicted model, not a curated record
AUGUCGUUAUCAAAUGUGUUCGGCGUGGAUGGGCUCAGUCGACGGCCAGGGGAGCCGGGUCGAUGGGCGCCGUCCUCGGCCAGGACGAUCCAGCUCGGCCGCCCGCUGAACACUGAUCAGAUCAGUCGAGCACAUCCUCAGCUAGUUCCCCUCGAUCAUCCUCCCCGAUCCGACCCCGGCCUCAUCCACCAAGGCCGCCGAGAAUAA